Folsomia candida is the source of this 1050-nucleotide messenger RNA. Its product is annotated as cubilin. NCBI's taxonomy places the organism in Eukaryota, Metazoa, Arthropoda, Collembola, Entomobryomorpha, Isotomidae. The record is from RefSeq and is a predicted model, not a curated record. The transcript has 5 exons. The coding region runs from base 99 to 899 and encodes 266 amino acids.
UCGUUAUCAAAUUGGCUCAUUGUUCGGGUUACUUACUUAUAAGCACAUUGAGAACUUUGUCCGUGUCCAGUCGUCAAUUCCAGCCACCUUCCUUCAAAAUGAGUCCAAGCUUUACUCUCGUCUAUAUUUUGGCCUGCGUCGCCGCAGUUUUUGGUGCACCAGGGACAAAGCAGGCCUUCCCUGAAGACCCAGAACCCAUUAACACGGUCACUGAAUGCGGCGGUUUGAUUGACACUUCCUCCGCCGCGCUCGAUUUCCUCGUUUCGGGUUCGAUUCCUGCUGGAACUCGGUGCUUGUGGACGGUCCAGGCCCCCUACGACCAUCAACGCUUCAUCUUAACCUCCUCCGGCCUUGGAAACACUAGCAGCAUCUACCUCACCGCGUACUCCUCCAACGCGGAACCUGGCAUUCAACAAAGAGUCACAACCAUCGGUCAGAACCACACCAUCGUCUCGAACGUCGUUCUCGUCACGCUGAUCGUUAGCGAAAACCAGAUCCCGAUCCAGCAAGGAUUUAGUCUCCAUUUCUUCUCCAGCGGGGACGCCGCUACCACCACGUUGGCCGGUCACGCCUCCAUCACCGCGGCGAAUGGGAGCUUCACUUAUCCCGCCGGCGGGGGUCAGUACCCCAACGACGACCAUCGUCUCUUCACCUUCGCGCGAAGUGGCACUCCCGCCCCGACCAUUCGAUUUACCCGGGUCGAUCUAGAAUCUGACUCUGAGUGCUCGUACGACUUUAUCCGAACGUACGUUUGGUUCGACAACCUGUAUCUGCAAGUUGCCAGAUUUUGCGGGUCGACGAUCCCUCCAAGUUUCACCAUUCCGGAUGGACUCGCUCUUCUCGCAUUCGGCUCGGACUCCAGCGUCACCGGGAGCGGAUUCACGUUCGAGUGGGAGUAAAACCAUUCAUUAAUUCUCCAAUAUGCACACUCUUUAAGUACAUUUCCAAAAAUUUGAUUAACGUGUAGUGUGUGUAGGAAAUAUUUACAUAUGCAUACCAAAUAAAUAAAUAUGCACUAAUAAAAAUUACGCGAAUAUUUUAGUCAGAAAA